AAAGAGCCUGCGACAAGCAGAGCGGCUUCUCCUUCUCUUAUUGAGGCCUCUUCAUCACCAACCAUCAUCGCCAUUGCCAAUCCACCAGUAUGAAGAAGCUACUCUGUGUAGUACUAGUCUCGAGCCUUCUUCUCGCCACUCUUUCAGGCGCUUCUUCAUCAUCUCUCACUUCCUCCCUCGGGAGAGAUCAAGCACAAGUUCUAGGCCGCAAAGGCGCAGUCCAUUACGAGCAUCUGAGCAGGAAGAUGCAGCAGCCCGAGGAAUUGGCCGUGGAAGUGAAGAAACCAACGGAGACGAAGGCCGGCUGGACGGUGGACAAGGGUGCGGACGCCGAGGAAGGGCUGAUCUACAGCGCGGACUACAGCGCGGUGGCCAUGCACGCUGGGUCCCCGCCCAAGCCCAAGCACAGGCACCCCAAACCAUAGGGAAUCUGUUCGUCUCCGUGUACAACCUUUAUCCCUAUGUACUGUAGUUAAUCAUGUUCUUAAUUUCGCGUGUCCUGCUUAUCGCGGGACCAUAUCCCUGCUGUAUAGAAUCCGUUGCUUCCGUUGCUGCGAAUGGGGUUCUUUGCAUCUCGCUGGUAGGUUCUGAUCAAA
This is a messenger RNA of Setaria italica (foxtail millet), 596 nucleotides long. RefSeq lists its product as uncharacterized. NCBI's taxonomy places the organism in Eukaryota, Viridiplantae, Streptophyta, Magnoliopsida, Poales, Poaceae. The coding region runs from base 90 to 425 and encodes 111 amino acids. The transcript is spliced from 2 exons. The record is from RefSeq and is a predicted model, not a curated record.